This is a messenger RNA of Rotaria sordida, 1395 nucleotides long. The record is from the annotation of a GenBank genome assembly. Lineage: Eukaryota; Metazoa; Rotifera; Eurotatoria; Philodinida; Philodinidae.
AUGAUUUCUUUUCAAGCUAAACAAUUGACAUCAAUCUAUGAUAGUCUAAUGGAUAGUGUUCCAGAUUAUUCUCGUUUUUUCACUGUUGAUGAACUUUACAAUCAUUCACGCACUGUCGCAUUGAAUCAUACAUCCUUUGUACAAUAUCAAAACAUUGGCUAUUCUCAAAAUGGUGAAGCCAUUCCAAUGUUAACAAUGGGUAAUGGAAGUAAAUCUCUCUUACUUUAUGCAUGUCCACAUCCAAAUGAACCAAUUGGAUCUCUUCUAAUCGACUUUUUACUUAAUGCUCUAAUUGAUUAUCCUCAAUUACUUCUUACAUAUACUUGGCAUUUGAUUCCAUGUGUUGAUCCCGAUGGAACGCGACUUAAUGAAGGUUGGUUUUCAGGUCCAUUUACUAUUCGUAAUUAUGCACGAAAUUUUUAUCGACCACGUACAGAAGAACAAGUCGAAUGGACUUUUCCAAUUACAUAUAAAAAUUAUAGUUGGACAACACCUUCAAAUGAAACUCAAGCAUUAAUGUAUGCAAUUCGAUUAAUUCAACCAGAUUUUGUUUAUGGUUUACAUAAUUCGGGUUUUGGUGGCAUGUAUUAUUAUAUUAGUCAACCUCUUUUUGAUAUAUUUCCUCAAUUAGAACGUCUUCCAUCUUCAUUAGGAUUAUUCUUAGCUAAAGGUGAAGCUGAAGCUCCUUGGGUCAUUCGAUAUGAAUCUGCGAUUUUUAGUCCAUUAAGUUUGCCGAGUGCAUACGAUUAUUAUGAGAAAUAUACUCAUAGCGAUCCGGUAACAAUGAUGAGUGGUGGUGGUACUAGUUUUGAUUAUCUUGAAGAAAUUGGUCUGAAUAAAACGAUAUUUCUCAUGGCAGAAUUACCAUAUUUUCAAUCACCUAUGGUCAAAAAUGAUACAAUCAUUCCAAAUGUGACACGACGUGAUGUACUUCUUCAAGGACUUGAUAAAGACAAUGAAAGUAAUGCUAUUCUAAUGGAUUUAUUGACACAAAUCAAACCAGCAAUGACAUUUAAUUCGUCAUUCUAUCGUGCAUCUCGUUCAUUAUUAGAAUUAUAUAAUACAACUGCUGCUAGUCGUCGUCAAGCUGUACUAAAUGAUAAUUCUACUCUUGUACCAGCUACUGUUGCUAGUCAAGCGGAUGCAUUAUAUAUCUCGGUGUUUUAUAAAAUGUUGAUCGCUAGUAUGUUAGAUCGUGCAAUCAUAUGGCAAAUGGAACAACCAUCAGCAGAUAGAAAAUUACUUGAAAAUGCUCGAAUUGAACUUGAAAGUCAUCUUGAUGAUUGGAUUAAUGAUAUUGAGCAAAAUUUACCUUAUACACCUAUUCGUAUUCGUAAUCUUGUACAAGCUCAAUUAGGAGCAAUGCUAAUAGUCUUACAAAAAGUUGGACGUUGA